AUGUCUGCCUCUUCCAGUCGAUCGAUCAACCUCCUGCGUGUCGGAAACCUUCGUGAUGAUGACCCCUGUCCACCUUGCGAUUGUCAAGAUGCAAUAAGCGUGGAAAGGACUGCCUGGACCAACGAUAAUGUAGCUCGCAGGUUUUGGAACUGCAAAAACUCUUUGGUGAGUAUUCCUUUUGUUUACUUACACCACAAAGAAAUGGAUGAGGGUUACUACAAAGAACAACUUCGCAAGAUGAGGUUUGAGCUGAAAAGGAAAGAAGAGUUUAGUGAAGUUUCGAAGAUUCAAAAGAAGUUGGUUAAGCUGCAGCAAGCUAUGGAAGCAGAUAAGCAAGUGUUUGAGACACAGUUGACGGAGUUGAUGAAGCAAAAAAAAAUGUUGAAGUCUGGGAUCUUUGUUAUGGUCAUUGUAGUCAUUGCCAUGUGGUUGAAAUGGCCUUGA
This is a messenger RNA of Lactuca virosa, 444 nucleotides long. Lineage: Eukaryota; Viridiplantae; Streptophyta; Magnoliopsida; Asterales; Asteraceae. The record is from the annotation of a GenBank genome assembly.